Messenger RNA from Pistacia vera, 1565 nucleotides. Its product is annotated as mitochondrial outer membrane import complex protein METAXIN. NCBI's taxonomy places the organism in Eukaryota, Viridiplantae, Streptophyta, Magnoliopsida, Sapindales, Anacardiaceae. The transcript is spliced from 6 exons. The coding region runs from base 129 to 1100 and encodes 323 amino acids. The record is from RefSeq and is a predicted model, not a curated record.
CUUUCUUUUUACAAGAAAACCCUUGUCUCCACCUCCUCCUCACUGCAAAACCCUACAAAAAACUCAACCUUUAAUCAAAAAACUCCUCCUUUGGCUUUUACUAACAACCAAAACCAUAAAACCCUUCCAUGGAACAAGCUCAAGGACCGGAAGAAUUCACUCUGGUGACGAGAAAGCCAUGUUUUGGUCUCCCCACAGCCUGCCCAACUUGCUUGCCUGUUUACAUUUAUCUCAAACUCGCUCACUUUCCCUUUCUCUUGGCUUUCAACUCUUCGUACCCUGACUCUGAUCAAAUUCCUUACGUUGAGUCGGGGACUUAUGUGGCUUAUAAUAAUGAGAAUGGUGGAGUUAUUGGACGUUUAAAGGAAGAUGGCAUUGUUGAUUUGGACAGUGAAUUCCAGUCGAUCCCAGAUUGGAUAACAACAAAAGCAAUGAUUAAUUCAUGGCUUGCAGAUGCACUUACAUAUGAACUUUGGGUGGGAACCGAGGGAAGUUGUGCUCGCAAGAUUUAUUACUCUGAUCUAGCGUGGCCGAUUGGGAAGGUGUUAUUCCUACUGCAAAUACGAGCAGUAAAGCAGCAAUUUGGGUUAACUAAAGACAAUACCGAGCGAAGGGAAGAAGAGAUUUACAGGAGAGCGAACAUUGCAUAUGGAGCUUUGUCUAGUAGAUUAGGGGAGCAUAACUUUCUGUUUGAGAACAGCCCUUCAAGUGUGGAUGCAGAUCUUCUUGCUCAUGUUCUUGUCACUCUUCAAGUAUUACCAGAAACCUCAGUUCUCCGGAGUAAACUGUUAAAUCAUGAUAAUCUUGUAAAAUAUGCUGAAAAACAUAAGGCGGAGUUUAUAGAGGAUGGUCCAUCAUCUUCUGUCCCAAAGUUCCGCGCAGACCCUUCAUCAUCAACUCCCAGAAAAGGUCCCUCAAAUUGGAAAUCAAAGCCAAAGCCAAAGCCAAAGAGGGAAAAGACACAGGAGGAGAAAACUUUCAGAAAACGGGCCAAAUACUUUUUGGCAGCACAGUUGUUUGCAGUUGUACUCUUUCUGUCUGUUAUGGGUAGAUAUGAUUCUUCGGACCUUGAUGAUGAUGAAGACCUCGGUUUUGAGUGAAGUCAUGACUUUAUGAACUUUGGUUUUUCAAUACCAACACUUUUUCCAUGACUGCCAGUUGGCGCUGACUGCAUGAAGAGGAUGAUGCUUCUUACUCCCCUUUCAUUUUUGUAGUUUCAUUUUGUAACUUUGGAUAAUAAACAUUCAUAAAACUCAAAGUUAUGGUAUGUGCAGUAGCUCAAUUUAUUUUUGGUGGCUCAGUGAAAAUAAAAAUAAAAAAGAUGAAAGUCUUGUUGGAUAUUAAUAUCUGACUUUGAUUUGCAAAGUUUACAUUGAAAUUUGAGUUGUAUGGAAACAAAGAAUCAUCAUAUGAGUUUGAGAACUUCAGGGGUCCCUGUUUCUCCUUGUUAAAUGAUUGUCGUCGCGUUUUUUCAUGUAGAUCAGUCAAAUAUGUGUCAAGUAAUAGAAUGAUAUGAUAGUUCAUGUGAGAAGCUGUAUAAAGACUAUGGAAGGUAUCAACUUCUU